AAGACCCCGCAAAACCCCUCAGGAACACCACCGUGUCGUAUUGAUAGCGCAGCUAGGGCACAAGAUAGGGGCUUGCUCGUAGGAGCAGCGGUUGCUGGGCCUGGCACGCGUAGAGCCAGCUUCGAGAAGGCAGCAGCGUUGCCGCACAGCCGCCCUAGGAUAGGAAAGCCUCCCUCAUCGCAUGCACAAGGGCUCAUUAGGCGCCAUCGCAACACAGACGCCUAAGCUCCGAAAACCGGUCCCUACAGGGAGCUUCGAAACGGCAGCCUUGGCUGUUGAGCAGCAUUGGAUAUUACUAAGCGGGCAGCGGGAUGAGGAGCGGGGGGUCGGCCGCCAAGGGCAGUCGAGCCAAGUCGAAUUGGCCUGAAAGCUCGAACGCGCUUCAGAAUCUUGUCCCUCGGAAGCGCGACGAGCCGUCCCCGUUCUCCCCCUGGCUCGCCCGCGCGCUGCUGUUCCUUCCCGGCUUUGCAACUGGCUUCAUUCUCGGCCGCCUCCUGGGGGGAAGUGGAAAGGGCGGAGAGGGGAAGAAGAGGGAGCUGAAGGCGGGGGGAGGGGGGAGCAGUAGCGGACGGAAGGGGAGUGCCAGCGCGGGGGGGAGGUCCGCGCCAGUGUUUGGGGGGAAGGCGGAGACAGAGGGGGCGGGGGGGCUGGUGGUGGGGCGGGGGAGUGAGCUGAAGAUGGUGCUGGUGGUGCGACAGGACCUCAAAAUGGGGUCUGGGAAGGUCGCCGCCCAAUGUGCUCAUGCGGCAGUAGGCGUUCUCACAGACCUCCAAUCAAGCAACAAGUCCCUGCUGCGGCAUUACGAGGCGUGCGGGCAGCCAAAAAUAGUGGUCACCUGCAGCAACCUCAAGGAGAUGAACGAGUUGAGAGGGAAGGCGCAGCAGCACCGGCUGCCGGUCUACACUGUCUGCGAUGCUGGCAGGACUCAGGUGGCAGCAGGCUCCAAGACAGUCCUUGCUGUGGGGCCAGGGCCCAAAGCACUUGUAGAUUCAGUAACAGGCAAUCAGCGUUUGUUGUGAGCAGCACAGCACAGCAUGUGCCUUGUGAUAGUAACACCACAGCAUCUGACUUUCCUACGAAGUUGUCAAAUCAGCCGCUUGGUCUGGAAGAACGUAUAUUACAAAACUGAAAGAAAGGUAAAUGUUGUUAAUGUUAGAAGAAAAACUGAAUAAGUGUUGAAUAGAGAGAGAGAGAACAAGGGUAUAUACCUAAGAGUGUUGUACCCUCUAAGAGGUGACCCUAUGCAGUCUAUAC
Messenger RNA from Closterium sp. NIES-67, 1254 nucleotides. The record is from the annotation of a GenBank genome assembly. Lineage: Eukaryota; Viridiplantae; Streptophyta; Zygnematophyceae; Desmidiales; Closteriaceae.